Paramormyrops kingsleyae is the source of this 2108-nucleotide messenger RNA. RefSeq names its product amidohydrolase domain containing 2 (gene amdhd2). Gene Ontology annotation, molecular function: N-acetylglucosamine-6-phosphate deacetylase activity. NCBI's taxonomy places the organism in Eukaryota, Metazoa, Chordata, Actinopteri, Osteoglossiformes, Mormyridae. Gene Ontology annotation, biological process: N-acetylglucosamine catabolic process. The record is from RefSeq and is a predicted model, not a curated record.
UUUAAUUAUUAUACAACACAUACCAGUUAUUUUUCUAAUCGAAAUAUACAUAAGCGUUAUUUCUUAUUUUAGUACUUGUGUGACUUGUAAAUGUUUUUUGAGAGGUUUAUUAAAAGUUCAUGCGCUGAGGGACCGCAGGAGGUAUUCCGGAAUGUAUCCUGUCAGCUGACGGCAAGGCGUGUCACAUGACACAGAAGUUCGGUCGCAAAGCAAGUGCGGAAAGCAGCUGGACGCCGUGCUCCGGGAAUGAAAGUUGGCGAGGAAAGAAAAAUCUGAGGACACGUCCAUCUGGUUACAUAUAACUGUUUUUAUAGUUUGAAUGCGCUUACUUCCAUGGACUAUGUCCCACAAUAAAUGAUAUAAGAAAUCGUUGAGCUGUGCUCAAAGUAUUUGUUGGUCCAGCCUGGGAAAGAUGCCGUCUAACAAGUCUGUGUCUGAAGAGCCGAUCACACAGUUCGUUAACUGCAGAAUCCUGAAGGACCACCAGCUACAGAGGGAGGACCUGUGGGUUCGAGAAGGGAAAAUCCUAAAUCCAGAAAAGCUGUUCUUUGAUGAGGAAGGCUAUGCAGAUCACCAGGUGGACUGUGAGAGCAAAAUACUUGCUCCAGGUUUCAUUGAUGUUCAGAUCAAUGGUGGGUAUGGAGUUGAUUUCUCACAAGGAUGUGAUGUUCGUGGCGGUGUGGCCUUGGUGUCCAAGCGGCUCUUGGAGCAUGGUGUGACUUCCUUCUGCCCCACACUGGUGACCUCCCCACCUCACAUCUACCACAAGGUCCUCCCAGAGAUGGAAGUUCAUGAUGGAGGAGCUGAAGGAGCAGGGGUUUUGGGAGUUCACCUGGAAGGCCCGUUCAUCAGCAGAGAGAAGCGGGGAGCCCAUCCGGAGCACUGCUUACGCAGCUUUCAGCAGGGGAGUCUGACAGACUUACUAGAGGUCUACGGCAGCCUGGACAAUGUGUCCAUUGUCACGCUGGCACCAGAGCUUCCGGGCAGCCCGACUGUAAUCCAAGAAUUGGUGAAGAUGGGGGUGACUGUGUCUCUUGGGCAUUCAGUGGCAGAUCUGUCCCAGGCAGAACAGGCUGUCCAGCAGGGGGCAACCUUCAUCACACACCUCUUCAAUGCCAUGCUUCCGUUCCAUCAUCGGGAUCCUGGCAUUGUGGGGCUGUUGACAAGUGAUCAACUUCCACCAAAUUGCACAGUUUUUUACGGGAUGAUUGCGGAUGGCAUUCACACGAAUCCUGCCGCCCUUCGAAUAGCCCAUCGUGCUCACCCUUCAGGCUUGGUGCUGGUGACAGAUGCCAUCACAGCCAUGGGGUUGCCCCCAGGACAUCACACCCUCGGCCAGCAGCACAUCCAGAUCGACGGGCUGCAUGCUUAUGUGGCAGGCACCAACACCCUGUGUGGGAGCAUCGCCACCAUGGAUAUGUGUGUCAGACACUUCCGAAAGGCCUCUGGAUGCUCAGUGGAAGCUGCACUGGAGGCUGCCUCUCUGCAUCCAGCCCAGCUGCUGGGGAUCAGUCAACAUAAAGGGACCCUGGACUAUGGCUCAGAUGCAGACUUUGUCCUACUGGACGAUUCCUUGCAUGUGAAAGCUACCUACAUAGGUGGAGAAGAGGUUUGGCGGAAGUGAUGUCAUUUCCUGUCUACCGUGAUGACCACAGCAGCUCUGCAGUCCAGCUGAAUGAGCUCAGCUUGUUGUGGUGCCGCUCCUCUCCGUAAAGCAGGACACAGGGAACAUGUUGUCACACAGGAACCUCCAAAGCCCACAGAACAGUGUCUUCAAAGAGGCAGCCACUGUAAAUCCUGAUACAGCUCCUCUUUAAAAGCACGCCUUGUUUAUCUGCAUUUCACUUUGAAUGUGUCCCUUGUUAGAGCUGAUUCCUGUCCAGCCCUGGUGAUGAAUGUCUUCACAUCAUGGUGUCUCCACACAGUCUUCACAAAGAAUGGAAAAUAGUCUCUCUCUCUCCAUCUGGGUUAUCUGGAGUAGUGACAUUUUGUAGCUAUACCUGAUUUUGUAGCUAUGCCUUAUAUUCUAAAUGUGAAUAAUGUGCCACCAUAAAUUCUGUAAUUCAUAAAAAAAUUUCAGUAUUCAGAUUAUAAUACAUCCAAACAAA